UACGAAAACUUAAAUGUUGUCCACUUCAUUAUUUUCAGAAAAUUUCUUCUUGUAAGGGUUAACAAUGUCUGAAACAAGAGAUGAAGUCUCUGUUCGUAUAGACAACAUACUUCUUGAGUUGCCUUCCUCGCGCUGCAAGCCCUCAAUCUUCAGAGUCAAUAAUGAUAUACGCUACACAAAUGAGAAGCUUUAUGUUCCUAAAGUAAUUUCAAUAGGCCCAUUUCACCACGGCAAAGACCAUCUCCGGGAUAUGGAGCAGCACAAGUUCAGGUACCUAAAGCUUCUACUCAAACGACGAAAUGAGUCCAGUGUGGACAAAUAUGUCAUGGCGAUGAGAUCAUUGGAACAAAAAGCACGCAAGUGUUAUGCUGGCCCUGUUGAAUUUAGCCCUGAGGACUUUGUACAAAUGUUGCUUCUUGAUGGUUGCUUCAUCGUUGAGUUGAUCAGGAAAUACGGAAUGGAUGAGUGGAGAGAGAGCGACGAUAUUGUUUUCCAGUAUGAACAAGUUCUCAGCCAGCUGCGGCAUGAUUUGAUGUUAGUUGAAAAUCAGCUUUUCAUUGGUGACAUUUCUCCAUGGCCAGAGGCUUCAGAAAUGACAGGAAACAUAUCAGUGAAAAACGUUGACCACCUUCUUGGCCUGGUGUACACGAUUUGGUGCUCUUCAUUUGCUAAGAUUACGGCGAAUAGACCUAUUGAAAUAUUGGAGGAGGAACACAAAAUGGUGGCCAUAAAUUCCGCAACUGAGCUACAAGAGGCAGGAAUCAAGUUGGAACAGGACACCGAAAGUAAUUGUCUAGACAUUAAGUUCAUUAAAGGGGUGAUAAGAAUUCCUGGUCUCAAUGUUUCUGAUGAAACCGAGUCGAUAUUCAGAAAUAUUAUGGCGUAUGAGCAUUUCUUGAUUGAUAAAAAUCAGUCCAAAUAUGUGACAGACUAUGCGUUUUUCUUGCACUGUCUCAUUAACUCCUCAAAUGAUGUGGAAAUACUACGGCGUCAUGGGAUUCUCACUAAUUUGCUAGGCGAUGAUGAGAUGGUAUAUCAUAUGUUCAACCGUUUAGGCACAAAUAUCCUCAUGUCCCCUCAUUUCUGCUAUGCGGAUGUCUACAAAAAGGUUAACGAGUACUAUGGUCGUCGGUGGAACAAAUGGAUGGCGAAUUUGAGGCGUAACUAUUUCAAUACUCCUUGGGCGUAUAUAUCUUUCUUUGCUGCUCUCAUUUUGCUUUCCUUCACCUUCAUACAGACUGUUUUUACAGUUCUUUCCUAUGUAAACCCCAAGACCAAGUGAACAAUCUUCAAGAAUUUAGGCUACUAAAAAUUAUUUCCUUGUUCAAUUACAGAGGCUUGUACAUUCUUUCUUCACUUUUGUUCAUCACUCAGCUUAUCCAGAUA
This is a messenger RNA of Sesamum indicum (sesame), 1386 nucleotides long. RefSeq names its product UPF0481 protein At3g47200. The record is from RefSeq and is a predicted model, not a curated record. Lineage: Eukaryota; Viridiplantae; Streptophyta; Magnoliopsida; Lamiales; Pedaliaceae.